Molecule: messenger RNA, 927 nt
Organism: Striga asiatica
Lineage: Eukaryota; Viridiplantae; Streptophyta; Magnoliopsida; Lamiales; Orobanchaceae
Source: the annotation of a GenBank genome assembly
AUGCGCGUGUGGGAUGGGCUCGGCGGCCUUGCUUGGCUCGCACGGGGUUUCGGGGCUGAACUUCAGCGAUUGGGGGACGACAGACGGGGGCCAGGGAUCUCUCAGUUGUUGAGGGAACGCCGGUUUUGUUUUGUGGAACCAGAUGGUAGUAUAGGGGGAAUGCUGUUAUGUUGGGACAUGCAGGUGAUGGUGUUGCAAGUGAGAGAGACUUCCUUCUCCAUACAAAUUCAAUUCAAACUCAAAAUGAAGGAGGACCCCUGUUGGCUGACUUUUGUAUACUUAAGCACUGAACUACCAAAAAGAAUGGAGCAAUGGCAGUGUUUAAUUACUGAUAAGGAGGGUUGGGGAGAAGAAUGGUGCAUUAUUGGUGAUUGGAAUGACCUUCAUUUGCAGGAGAAUAAAUCAGGUGGCAGACCAAGAUCAUUAAGAAGUCUGGUGCCAUUUCAGACUUUCAUAUCAGAUAUGGGCAUGACUGAACUCAGUAUGAAGGGGCACAAGUAUACUUGGUGCAAUAACAGAGAAAAUGAAGGCAUAGUGGAGGAGAAAUUGGAUAAUGCCUUUGGCUCCAUGGGAUGGAUGAUCAGAUACCCACUCUCUCAGUUCACCAACAUAUAUAGAAGUGCCUCUGAUCAUGGUAUGCUGCUCCUUAAAGCUAAAGAGAACACAGUGAAGAGCAACAUGAGAUUUACAUUUGAUAAAAGAUGGGCUACCAGAGAAGGAGUGAGGGAUAUAGUCAGCAAGGCAUGGGCACAAUCUCAUUUGGGAACCCCUUUCUUCAAGCUGAAAGAACAAGUGAAAGUCACAAGAGUAGCUUUAUCUAAAUGGAGCCAAACUUUUGGCACAAACAACAAGAGAAAGAUCAAACAGCUAACUCUGAAACUAGAAGAAAUGAGAAGCAUAGGGGAAGGGAAAAAUUGGGAGGAGUAG